Didymosphaeria variabile is the source of this 705-nucleotide messenger RNA. RefSeq lists its product as uncharacterized. Bases 1 to 705 code for a protein of 234 amino acids. NCBI's taxonomy places the organism in Eukaryota, Fungi, Ascomycota, Dothideomycetes, Pleosporales, Didymosphaeriaceae. The transcript is spliced from 2 exons. The record is from RefSeq and is a predicted model, not a curated record.
AUGGAUACCUUCCACUUUUUCCCACGGCUGCCGUUCGAGAUCCGCGCACGAAUAUGGGAGCUCACCAUCGAGCCUCGCAUCGUAGACGUUUCUGUCUCCCAAACCUAUCUAUGGCGAGGGGCACCUCUUCCGGUGACGUCUACGCCUGUGCCAGCUCCGCUACAGACCUGUCAAGAGUCCAGACGCGAGCUGCAGAGACACUACGAGCGAGGAUUCACCGGAAUUGAUGACCCUCCUCACGUGUUGGAGCCUCAGCAGUAUGUUUGGGUAAAUUUCGAUAUGGACAUUAUCGACGUUGGUCGAUAUUCGCAUUUCGAUGUCUACGAGAAGGUGGCGUCGAUGGUACAGAGGCUGAGGUUCGAAGCUGAGAACCACUAUGAUCCGGUUUUCGAUUUUGGUAUGGAGCGUGCUAAGAUAUUCAGCAAUGCGAAGGAGAUCUAUGUCGUCUGCAAAUAUGGUUUGACCCCCUGGUGGGGUGCGCUCGAAGACUACUAUUGGCCGUGCGGUGGUGAAAAUGUUUGGUUCAUUGAUCCGAACGAUGGCACAAUGAUGAGGGGAGCUGAAUUAGAUGAGAUGGUUGAGAAGGAGCGCAGAAAGCGCAUAAUUGCGGAGGGAUAUGAUCCUGAUACUGGCCUUCCGAUUGAAUACAAAGCAUAUGCUUCCCAGAAGCGGCAGGUCUUCCGGCUGAGGUCAGCAUUGAACUGA